Molecule: messenger RNA, 1293 nt
Organism: Sphaerodactylus townsendi
Lineage: Eukaryota; Metazoa; Chordata; Lepidosauria; Squamata; Sphaerodactylidae
Product: zinc finger protein 1-like
Exons: 1
Coding region: 238-561 (107 amino acids)
Biological process (GO): regulation of transcription by RNA polymerase II
Cellular component (GO): transcription regulator complex; PcG protein complex
Molecular function (GO): DNA-binding transcription factor activity, RNA polymerase II-specific; RNA polymerase II cis-regulatory region sequence-specific DNA binding
Source: RefSeq, a predicted model, not a curated record
AGAGGUUGUUGCGGUUGUGGGGGAGGAAUGCAGUUGGUUCCAUGGACACCCCCACCCCCCAUCUGAAAGAGGUGGACUCUUGAGCCUUUUGGCUGUGGAGGUCUUGCACUGGUCACAGCUGAAUGCCAUGUGGGGCUAUGGAGAUUUUCAACUUUUGCCCUCCUCAAGAGAAUCUUUUGCCUGGUAUGGUGUGGACUGAACUUUUCAACUCAAACCCAAUUUACUAAACAUCUCAGGAUGCACCACGAAAAGAAGCCCCACAGAUGUUCAGAGUGUGGGAAGAGCUUUCUAUACAGAGCCCAUCUCCUACGGCAUCAAAGGAUACACACAGGGGAGAAACCUUAUAACUGCACAGAGUGUGGGAAGAGCUUCUCUACUAAAUCGUACCUUGUUAUACACCAAAGAAUUCAUUCUGGAGAGAAACCAUACAAGUGCUCAGAGUGUGCAAAGUUGUUCAGGACACGUGAUAAACUUAAUGUACAUCAUAGAAGUCACACAGGGGUGAAGCCUUAUAUGUGCUUAGAGUGUGGAAAGAAAUUCAGCCAGAAGAAACAUCUUUAAAGAUAUCCACCCAACAGAAAUUUUAUAAAUGCUCAGAAUGCGGGAAAAGUUGAUCCCAUUCUGUGUAAUGUCUGAAAUGCCACAAAAGGGCAAAAACUUAUUUACUUGUUUACUGCAUUUAUACCCUGCCUUUCUGUCCAGUGGAACCCAAAGUGGCAUAUGUUGUUCUGUCCCUAAGAUCUUGGAAAUAUCUGCAAGGAACAUAUCUCCAUGUUGAAGGACACUAAAAGGCACAAUGGAUCAAGUUCUGUGGAUCACAUUUUCAUUCUCAGGUUUCCUCCAAGGAAAGUACUAAUUCAUGUCAAGUUUGUCCAGAGUAAAGCAGUUCACACAAGGAAGUAUUUUGUAGGGAUUAGUGUGCAAGACUAUGACUGGCAAGACCCAGGUUCAAAUGCUCAUGCAUUUGGACUGGCCUUUAGCCAGUUAUACUUUUUGGGCCUGACUUAUUUUGCAGGGUUAUUGUAAUGAUACCGCAGAGAACCAUGCAUCUCUCAGCCCAGCUUACUUUGCAGGGUUAUUGCUAUGGCAAGAGGGAGGAGGAGGAGAGAAUGCAGCUCUGAGCACUUUGGAGGAAAGGCAAGGAAAACCAGAUAGAUACUUUAGAACAAAACCAGCAUAAGCUGUAUUUAUUACUGCAAUUUAAAUUGUUACAUUUUGUAAAAUGCCUUUGGUGGGUGGGGUGAAGCAUAAAUGUAAUAAAUACCUUUAUAAUGAUUGCAAUUAGUAUCCCAU